CUGUAAAACGCACUUUGAGAGUUCGGAAAAACAGAAUUAAUGGAGAAGGGAGAAGUGAUCAAUUUGCAGAGAGGAUUUCCUCUACUUGUCCAACAAUUCAACGCUCUUCUCAAGAAGAAUCUCCUCCUUUCAUGGAGGAACAGACGAGCUACCUUUCUGCAACUCUUCUCGUCUCUCUUCUUCAUCUUCCUUAUCUUCUGCAUCGAGAAAGCCAUUGAUGCUCGUUUCUCUACGACUACUUCGUAUAAGAACGUCUUCGAUCCCGAGCCUCUCAUCUCUCCUCCAAUUCCUCCAUGCGAGGACAAAUUCUACGUUAAGCUUCCAUGCUAUGAUUUCGUAUGGAGUGGGAAUGGUAGUGCGAAGAUUCAAUCAAUAGUAGCCAGUAUCAUGGCCAACAAUCCGGGAAGACCCAUUCCUUCCAGUAAGGUUAAAUCCUUUACAACACCUAAUGAAGUGGAUGAUUGGCUUUUAAAUGAUCCCAUGCGUUGUCCUGGAGCUCUGCAUUUUGCUGAAAUAAAUUCAACUGUAAUAAUCUAUGGGAUCCAAACUAACUCAACUCCUAUAGCCAAGAGAGGACAGUUUGAGGACCCCACUUUUAAAUUUCAAAUUCCACUUCAAAUUGCUGCAGAGCGUGAAAUUGCCAGGUCACUGAUUGGAGAUCCAAAUUUUAGCUGGGUAGUGGGGCUUAAGGAAUUUGCACACCCUGCUGUUGAAGUUUUCUCUGCCGUAGGGACAGCUGGACCAACAUUUUUUCUUGCAAUUGCCAUGUUCGGUUUUGUCUUCCAGAUUAGUUCUUUGAUCACUGAGAAAGAACUCAAACUUCGCCAGGCAAUGUCUAUAAUGGGUCUCUAUGAAUCAGCCUACUGGUUGUCAUGGCUCACUUGGGAGUCCUUGAUUGCAGUUCUUUCAUCAAUUUUAACAGUUCUUUUCGGGAUGAUGUUUCAGUUUGACUUUUUCCUGCACAACAGUUUUGCAAUUGUGUUCCUUUUGUUCUUUCUUUUCCAAUUCAACAUGAUUGGUUUUGCCUUCAUGAUAUCAACUUUCGUAAGCAAGUCAUCAUCAUCCACAACAGUGGGAUUUUCUGUAUUUAUCAUUGGAUUUCUGACACAGCUUGUGACAAUUUUUGGAUUCCCCUACAGCACUGAUUACUCUAGAACAUUUCGAAUCAUCUGGUCCUUUUUCCCUCCCAACCUUCUUGCUGCCGCUCUUAAUAUUCUAUCAGAUGCAACUGCUACUCCUCAAGAUGAUGGCAUCAGCUGGCAUAGACGGGCAGAAUGUCCACCAAAGGAUUUAGAUUGUGUGAUAACCAUCGAUGACAUCUAUAAAUGGCUCAUCUCGACAUUCUUUCUGUGGUUCCUUUUGGCAAUCUACUUUGACAAUAUACUCCCCAACUCAUCCGGUUUGAGAAAAUCAUUGUUUUACUUUUUGAAACCUGGGUACUGGACAGGGAAAGGUGGAAACAAAGUGGAAGAAGGUGGCAUUUGUAGUUGCACGGGUUCAGUUCCAGAAUUGGAGAACGCCAGACCGGAUGAUGAAGAUGUUCUUCAAGAGGAAAACAUUGUAAAACAGCAAAUCACUGAAGGUGCAGUUGAUCCAAAUGUUGCAGUCCAUAUACGUGGUCUGGCAAAGACAUAUCCUGGGACCACAAAUAUUGGUUUCUGCAAAUGCAGGAGGGCUUCUCCUUACCAUGCAGUUAGGGGCUUAUGGAUGAAUUUUCCAAAGGAUCAGCUAUUUUGUCUUCUUGGACCUAAUGGAGCUGGAAAAACAACUGCGAUUAAUUGUUUGACUGGCAUCACACCAGUGACAGGCGGAGAUGCACUGGUAUAUGGAUAUUCCAUUCGAAGCUCCAUUGGUAUGUCAAACAUUCGAAGAAUAAUAGGUGUUUGUCCUCAGUUUGAUAUUCUUUGGGAUGCCUUAAGUGGUCAAGAGCAUCUCCAUCUCUUUUCUAGUAUUAAAGGGCUUCCUCCUACUUCAAUCAAAUCGGUAGCUCAAAAAUCAUUGGCAGAGGUGAAACUAACUGAGGCAGCCAAAAUGAGAUCUGGGAGCUACAGCGGAGGGAUGAAGCGCCGCCUGAGUGUUGCAAUUGCCCUCAUUGGUGAUCCAAAGUUGGUCAUCUUGGAUGAACCGACUACUGGUAUGGAUCCAAUUACUCGAAGGCAUGUGUGGGACAUCAUAGAGAAUGCAAAAAAAGGAAGAGCAAUUGUUCUAACAACUCACUCAAUGGAAGAAGCAGACAUUUUGAGUGAUCGCAUAGCAAUCAUGGCAAAGGGGAAGCUCCGUUGCAUCGGAACCUCAAUCAGGUUGAAGUCAAGGUUUGGAACCGGUUUUGUUGCUAAUGUAAGCUUCCUUGGAAAUACUCCUGGACAGUCUCCUAUUAAUGGUGAUGCAUGUGAUCCAACUGAACUUCAUCGUCAAGCUGUAAAGCAGUUUUUCAAAGAUUGUUUGGAUGUGGUACCCAAGGAGGAGAACAAGGCUUUCCUGACUUACGUUAUUCCUCAUGAAAAGGAGGGGCUGUUGACGAAAUUCUUCAGGGAACUACAAGAUAGGGAAAGGGAAUUUGGCAUAUCAGACAUCCAACUUGGUCUUACAACUCUGGAAGAAGUGUUUCUGAACAUUGCAAAGCAGGCAGAGCUAGAAAAUGCUGCAGCUGAGGGAAACUUGGAAACUUUGACCUUGACCUCAGGAACCUCUGUUCAAAUACCUAUAGGAGCCAGAUUUGUCGGGAUUCCAGGAACAGAAUCACCAGAAAAUCCAAGGGGACUUAUGAUUGAAGUAUACUGGUCACAAGAUGAUACAGGAGCCCUCUGCAUUUCAGGUCAUUCACCUGAAACUCCUAUUCCCGCACAUGUUCAACCAAUGRCUUCUUCUGGAGCAACUUCUCAUAGAACAUUCUUAGGCAGGACAGGACCAGUACAUGGAUUGGUGAUUGAUCCCCAUCAAAUAGAAAGUACAAAUUAUCAGUAAUUUUCAUAAAAUUGCACCAAAAACAAAUGUGUGAAUAUCUUGUAAUUUACAUAACUAGGCAAUAGUAUUAUACCCAUUUGUUUCA
Molecule: messenger RNA, 3049 nt
Organism: Nelumbo nucifera (sacred lotus)
Lineage: Eukaryota; Viridiplantae; Streptophyta; Magnoliopsida; Proteales; Nelumbonaceae
Product: ABC transporter A family member 2-like
Biological process (GO): transmembrane transport; lipid transport
Cellular component (GO): intracellular membrane-bounded organelle; membrane
Molecular function (GO): ABC-type transporter activity; ATP binding; ATP hydrolysis activity
Source: RefSeq, a predicted model, not a curated record